CGGGAAAGCGUCUGCUCUCUCCGUCCUCAAUAUAAUGCCCCGUCCUGCUCCCCUCGUCGACGUCGCUGUUGGCUGUACGUUGCCGACGUGCUGCUCGACGUCGACGUGGCCGGCGCCCUUCCGCUCCCUGCCAGCGUGCGCUCGGUCUCCUCGGCCUCUUCCUUCCCGGCCCUCUCCUUCGUCUUCCGUCCUCUUUACAUCGCCUACUUCGGUCCCUGCUUGCGCGACGCGGUCCUACAGCUCGACGCCGACCUCGCCGGCAUCCUCUUGGCUCGCGUCAGACGCGUCUGCCCCUCUUGUCCUCUGUCCUCACCCCUUCUCGGUCGACGGCGGCCGUUCCCGCCUUUCUCCGCCCAUGAGGUCGCAUACUGCAAAAGCGUAUUGGCGUGUUCCACACCUACAACACGUUUCCGACACUGCUGCUGCCAACGCGCAAUGUACCCCGUUUCCGCAGUCGAUUCCGUCUGGUCGAGGCUGGGUCCAGCAGUGUGAAGAGGAAGAGAGCAGACGUACACCCACGAGAGGUUGCACCAGAGUCUUAUGACUCUGCGAGGCCGAGUACGGCGGAGACGCAGGACAGGCCGCACCCGGGAUUGGUGCCUGAACUGCAGGACGUCGCGAUAUCCGAGUCCGAACCGUUCGCGGGGCUCAUGGAUGUGGCGAUGCCAGUCGCAUACAGCGAGACUGUCGAAGGACCUUCGUGCCCAUUGAUGACUAUUGGUACGCACUGCGGAUGAUGUCCGGCAUCUUCCGCCUCGAGAAG
Molecule: messenger RNA, 763 nt
Organism: Rhodofomes roseus
Lineage: Eukaryota; Fungi; Basidiomycota; Agaricomycetes; Polyporales; Fomitopsidaceae
Exons: 6
Coding region: 35-544 (169 amino acids)
Source: RefSeq, a predicted model, not a curated record